GGGGCCGAGGCUGCAGACGCGACUGCGCAGGUCUAUAAAGACCCGACGUGUGAGGAAGAGACCUCUGCACGGUCCCUGGACAGAAUUCGAGAUGAGGAGUCCUCUGGACGUCAGCUCCGGCCACACCCCUGCCUGGAGGAAGCUGCUUUUAACAGGCAUCCUGCUCACAUCCUGCACCUGCUCUGCCUUCUCGGAGCUGCCCUUCUCAACACAGCUGAACACCUGGACCGAAGGAGCCAGUGCCCACCUUUCUGUCCCCAGAAGACUCGAUGGCAUUCUCACCACGUCUUGGUUCCGAGGGCAUGACGCCCAGCCAGCAGCCAUGAUAUUCUCCCCGGAGGGCCUCCCAGGACCUGCCCACACUGGCCGGGAGAUGCUGGGCGCCCAAGGCAGCCUGGUCAUUCGAAACGUGACGGCUCAGGACUCGGGCAGCUACACCGUCGUGCUGAAAACCAGCAGGGGGCGCAGGAGUGCAACAGAGCAGAUCCAUGUCAAGAACAGCUUCCCACCAGCGCAACUGAAGACAUUCCCAGCCGCUUUUGAGGGCGUCAUCCAGACUGAGCUCAACUAUUCUGUGAUCCUGCAGUGGAUGGUGAUAAUGAACCCUGAGCCUGUGGUGAGCUGGACCCACAAUGGGGUGCCCUGCGGAAUAGGAGAGAGGCUGUUCAUCCGGCGGUUGUCCACGGAGCAGUUGGGCACCUAUAUGUGCACAGCCACAAACAGCAAGGAACAGCUGGUCUCUGCGCCUGUGACCAUCUCACUGCCAAACGGAGAAUAUCCAGCUGAAACAUGGGCAACAAUCCCGUCAGCUGAAGAGCAGAGUGGCCCAAGCUUGUUCACAUGGCAGAGACAGGAUUCCAAGAGGAAGAGCAAAAACUACAAGGCCCCUCAAGUCUCAAUCUCAAAAUUGGCAUGCCAUCACUUCUGCCACAGAAGGGACUUCAUUGGCGAAAGUCACGUGGCUGGCCAAAUUCAAGGGGUGGGGAAGUUGAUUCCGCCUCUUACUAGGAAGGGAAAAAUCCGUGGCCUGUUUUGCAAUCUACCAACAAAUGUGGAAGUACACUGCUCUCUCUCCCAGCCUCCCCCGCCCACACACUUCACCCCCACCCCAAGCCCUUACCAGUCUUUUUCCCCUACACGUGGAAUUCGUAGUUCUCCGUCUCUCUCUCGACAGGUGGGCACUUUGUACUUCUCUGUCCACGUGGAAAAAGCCUCCAUCCCAUAGCUUCCAAGUCCACAACAUCUCUGUUCAAGGGAACAACCCAGCUUAACCAGACUCCGUUUGUCCUGUUUCUGUAACACCUGAAGAAAGCAUCUGAUGGGUUGACCCGGUGCCAUCCGUGGUCCCAUCGCUGUGACACAUUGUGCAAGCAAAGCACCAUGGGCUCAUCCCUGUCUGUGGAAGCUCAGUGCUUAGAAAACAGGUGGGAUGUUUUACCUGGGAAAUUGCCCAGACCCCAAAAUAUGUCUAUUACACAUGCUGCUCUUUUUUUUCUUUUUGCUCUUUUUCAUAAAGAACCAAAACAUAAAUAAAAACACCACCAGGUCUGAGUGGUUUCUCAUGAA
Molecule: messenger RNA, 1566 nt
Organism: Cebus imitator (Panamanian white-faced capuchin)
Lineage: Eukaryota; Metazoa; Chordata; Mammalia; Primates; Cebidae
Gene: IGSF23
Product: immunoglobulin superfamily member 23
Exons: 5
Coding region: 92-1225 (377 amino acids)
Source: RefSeq, a predicted model, not a curated record